GGCCAACCUAAUUCAUCCUUAUUACCGUUAAAUUACAUAGUGGGUACUACGCCGUAGUAUUACAUAUUCUUGUGCUUCAACAAGUGAUACUCGUAUGUAGUAUAUACUUGUAUUUAUUACCGUAUAUGUAUAUGUAUAUGUAUACACACUAGCUACUAUUCUACAAUUGGAUCUGCUCACUUGAUGCUUAAAGUCUAACUCAAAGGGCAUUACUAUUGCAGUUUGCAGAUCAAAACAUAUUUUUUUUUUUAAAAAAAGGUUCUUGGUCAAAGCUCAAGCAUUAAACUACAAGUUGGCAAGAAACACAAAGCAGAUUUAUUUUUGUCAACGUUGUUGAAGAUCUAACAAGUUGCUAGAGAGUAGAGUGAAGAUCAAGCUUGUUGUUGAAACAAGGAAGAGGAAAAAUCAGAUCAGUGCGUUUUUACUACUACUACUACUACUACUACUACUACUACUACUCAAGUUUUAUAUAUGUAUAUCAUAAAUCAGCAAGCGAAAAAGAUUGAUACUUGAUUAGUUUCGAUUGAUUCAUCGAAGGUAGAAUAGUAGAUGUGUUGGGAAUCAUGUCGGGUUAUGAUGGAGGAGGAGGGCAUGGACAUGGACUUAUGGGAUCAGGUGCAUCGCACUCGUCUUAUCUGCAUCAACUUCUGCAGAACAACAACAACAACAACCAGCCUUCAGAGUCUCAGACCACUUCUGAGUCUGCAGACGUCGACAGAUCAGAUCCUGCAGCAGCAGGCGCAACAAGCUCUGGAGGAGGAGGACCGAUGAGACGGCCUCGAGGCAGGCCUUCUGGAUCCAAAAACAAGCCUAAACCACCUAUUGUAGUCACCCGAGACACCCCCAACGCGCUGAGAUCUCACAUGUUGGAGGUGUCUUCGGGUGCAGAUGUUAUGGAAUCUCUUUCAGCAUAUGCCAGAAAGAGGGGAAGAGGAGUCAGUGUCAUCAGUGGUACUGGUACUGUCAUGGAUGUUACCCUGCGCCAGCCUGCAGACAGUAGCAGCGUCGCCACACUACACGGGAGGUUCGAGAUACUGUCGAUUACAGGGACUGUACUGCCCCCUCCUGCGCCCCCUGGGGCAGGAGGCUUGUCCAUAUUUUUGUCAGGAGGGCAAGGGCAGGUCGUUGGGGGCUGCGUGGUGGGUCCGCUGCUCGCUUCUGGGCCUGUCAUGCUGAUGGCAGCCUCAUUCUCUAAUGCAGUUUUCGAGAGGCUUCCAUUGGAUGAUCAUCAGGAGGAUGUGCAGGUGCCUCCUGAUCAUCCUUCAGCAGCAGCAGGAGGAGGAGGAGAAGGUAGCGGUACUACGGGUGGUGGUGGAGGUGGUUACGGGUUUCCUGUGGCUGGAGGUGGUGGUGAUCAUCAUGGUCUAAUGGGUUGGGGUGCAGCUGCUCCUCGUCCACCAUUUUAGUUUACUUUUUCUACUACUAGUACUAGUAAAAUAUAUAGCUGGUUGGUUUUGAUUAAUUGAUUGAUUGAAUUGAGUAGUUAGGAUUUGAGAGGUAGAUCAAAUGCGAAGCACAAACUAGUACUGCCUUUGGAAGCAGGUUUUUCUGCUCAAACAAUUGUUCUGAUUUCUGUUUUUCACUUGACUGUCUUCAGUUUCAUAUUGCUAACUAUAUUUGUUCAUUCAUUCAU
Molecule: messenger RNA, 1633 nt
Organism: Chenopodium quinoa (quinoa)
Lineage: Eukaryota; Viridiplantae; Streptophyta; Magnoliopsida; Caryophyllales; Amaranthaceae
Product: AT-hook motif nuclear-localized protein 27-like
Exons: 1
Coding region: 564-1406 (280 amino acids)
Biological process (GO): vegetative to reproductive phase transition of meristem
Cellular component (GO): nucleus
Molecular function (GO): DNA-binding transcription factor activity; minor groove of adenine-thymine-rich DNA binding
Source: RefSeq, a predicted model, not a curated record